AUGGGCACGCCCAUGGCCAUGAAUCUCUCCAAAUAUUACCCAACAACAGUUUGGAAUCGAAGCGCUUCGAAAUAUCCGGCAUUGGUAGCAGCCGGAGCGGUUGUUGGUGAAACUCCAGCCAGAGUUGCUGAACAGUCUGACCUCAUCUUUACUAUGCUAUUUGAUGGAGCUGCCAUACAAUCCGUAUUUGACGAGAGCUUCAGAAAGGCACUCAAGGACAAGACGAUUAUCAACACGAGCUCGGUAUCUGUAGAGUACAGUGAAGCGCUCUCCAGACAAAUCACUGCAGCUGGAGGAAGUUUCAUGGAAAUGCCCGUAAGUGGAAGCAAGGUACCGGCUGAACAAGGCAAGCUGGUUGGAAUGAUGGCGGGUGACCGAGCUAUUUGUGAGCGAGCUAGGCGUUUCGUAGAGCCGCUUACGAGUGCUGCAAUCUACUGCGGCCCAAUUGGUUCGGGUUUGAGGAUGAAGUAUGCCAUCAACGCGUAUUUGGUUACAAUGACGGUAGGACUUGCAGAAUCUGUGAGUCUGGCUCAAGCCCAGGGCCUUGACUUGGAUGCAUUCUCCCAAGUAUUAGCGGCUGGCCCGCUGGCAUCUGCAUAUUCCAAAUUGAAGAUGGACAAGAUUUUGGCCCAAGACUGGUCGGCACAGGCGGCAAUCAAGGACUGUUACAACAGCACAAAACUCAUUCAGGCAGCGGCCAAAGAGGCAAACACACAGUCGCCACUGGUUCAGCUGUGUGGUGAGCUGUACAGCCAGGCAAAUGAUCUUGGGAUGGCCGAGGAUGACAUGAUUUCAGUAUUCAGGAUAUUAUGCGAGCUGUCUGCAAAGGAACAGCGCUAG
This is a messenger RNA of Pochonia chlamydosporia 170, 840 nucleotides long. Its product is annotated as NAD binding NADP oxidoreductase coenzyme F420-dependent. The record is from RefSeq and is a predicted model, not a curated record. Bases 1 to 840 code for a protein of 279 amino acids. The transcript has a single exon. Gene Ontology annotation, molecular function: oxidoreductase activity, acting on the CH-OH group of donors, NAD or NADP as acceptor; NAD binding; NADP binding. NCBI's taxonomy places the organism in Eukaryota, Fungi, Ascomycota, Sordariomycetes, Hypocreales, Clavicipitaceae.